AUGGGCCCCCUUCUGGAGCAGGUUGGAUCAGGGAAAGAGUCUCUGAGCUUCAUGAGGAGGCGGAUACGCAGGUUGGCUGUGCAGUGGGCCGUAGCUGCUCGCAGGCUGGACGAGCAUCUGCGCAGCCAACAGCGGCAGCAGAAGAGGGUGCUCAUACACAUGGGUUUUCUGACAGAGGAGUCUGGUGAUGUGUUCAGUCCUAAGGUGUUAAAAGGAGGGCCGCUGGGUGAGAUGGUGCAGUGGGCCGACAUCCUCAGUGCACUUCAUGUGCUGGGACACGACCUCAAGAUCUCACUGUCAGUCAAAGAGCUGCAUGGGUUUCUUGGUGUUCCCCCAGGAAGAGGAAGUUGCCCAUUGCGAGGACCUUUGCCCUUUGACCUCAUCUACACCGAUUACCAUGGACUGCAGCAGAUGAAGCAACACAUGGGCCUCUCCCUCAAAAAGCACAGAUGUCAUAUCCGAGUGAUUGACACAUUUGGUACUGAGCCAGCAUAUAACCAUGAGGAAUACGCCACCCUGCAUGGCUACCGGACCAACUGGGGCUACUGGAACCUCAACUGCAGACAGUACAUGACUAUGUUCCCACAUACUCCUGACAACUCCUUCAUGGGCUUUGUUGCUGAAGAACUAAACCACACGGAGAGGCUCAACAUUCAGAGAGAGAAAGUCAACAAUAUGGCAGUGAUCUAUGGCAAAGAGGCCAGCAUGUGGAAGGGGAAAGACAAGUUUCUCACCAUCCUGCACCGCUACAUGGACAUUCAUGGAACAGUCUAUUAUGAAGCCCAGAGGCCUCCAGAAAUACCUGCCUUUGUCAAAAACCAUGGCUUGUUGCCCCAACAAGAGCUUCAGCAGCUUCUUAGGAAGGCCAAGCUUUUUGUGGGAUUUGGUUUUCCUUAUGAAGGUCCUGCCCCUUUGGAGGCCAUAGCCAAUGGCUGCAUUUUCCUUCAGCCCAAAUUUCAUCCACCCCGUAGCUCUCUCAACAAUGAGUUCUUCAGAGGGAAGCCCAUGUCCAGAGAGGUGUCUUCUCAACACCCCUACACUGAACAGUACAUUGGCAGACCACACGUCAUCACUGUGGACUAUAACAAUACAGAGGAAAUUGAGGCGACUAUUGAGGAAAUCCUGAAAGCUAAGGUAGAGCCCCUUUUGCCUUAUGAAUACACCUCCGAAGGAAUGCUAGAAAGACUGAAUGCUUACAUCCAGCAUCAGGACUUCUGUCGCAUCAGUAGCCCCUUUCCAUCAGCCAAUGAGUCCAAACUGUGGCCGGGGAAUCCACCGAACCCUUUUGUCCUCAUGCCCAACUCCACAGGUGUGGAAUGGGCCUCAAACAUCAGUGCUCCAGUAUCUUGGCCCCCUCUCAGUGCCCUGAGGCUGCUCCUCAGUCCUGAGGCCUCAUCAUGUGUGAAGACAUGCCAGGAUGCUGGCCUCAUCUGUGAGCCUGCCUUCUUCCCUUUCAUUAACAAUAUGGAGGCCUUCAAUGGGUGAGGAUUUUAAGGAAAAUAAGUUUUUUUUUUUUUUAAAUAAGUUGUUCAAUAAUAUGAAUGUCAUUAUGAAACGAAAGUAGACAGGACCAGAGACAGCAGAAGCUUCACUUGUUUGCUCUAUCCAAGACAACACAACAGCACAGCAAUUAUUUAUGCAUAAUAUCUAAAUUGGGUGGUGCUGUGGUGCAGCAGGUAGGUGCCUUACAGAUCCAUGGCCCAAGGUGCACCACUGAGCUCCAAUUACUGUUUACAUGUGGUUCUCUAUUUUAAACAGGCAUAAGUGAGUGAAUGAGCGCAUUAUGCCAUGCAGUGGACAGGUGUGCCAUCCAUGGUGUCUGCUUGUCUUAAGCUUAGUGUUUGCUGAAGAGGCUUCAAACCCAGUAAGACCCUAACCAUGAGAAAGCAGUCAAGAUGAAAAUAGAAAAUUAACACAUUCUAUUUAAAUUUUCUUCUGUAAACUCAAUUACACAUUGACUGCACAUUGUAGUCAUUGAAGUGAGUUGAGAGAGACUUGAAAUGCUAGCCAGCUAUUUUGCUAGCUAUCUAAUGUAACUAUCUACCUCACAUGGUUUAAUCUAACUACACAAAACAUUGUGAUUGGCUACUUUAAGAUAGUGGAACUGUUCAUAACAUUUUCUCUUAUACCCUGAUUUUUGUUCCUUCGUAACCUUAGAUGCAAAGUUUAUAGGUGUGUCAGAUACUGUGGUGAGUGAGACAGGGGCACUGCAUGAUACUGUCCUCAAUCAUUUCUUAUUUACCUUCUACAACUCGAACCUCAGAUACAACUCAGAGCUUCCACCAAAAAGUUCUUAGAUAACUGCAGUUGUGGAGUGUA
Messenger RNA from Ictalurus furcatus (blue catfish), 2319 nucleotides. It is a transcript of the gene mgat5b, whose product is annotated as alpha-1,6-mannosylglycoprotein 6-beta-N-acetylglucosaminyltransferase B. Gene Ontology annotation, molecular function: alpha-1,6-mannosylglycoprotein 6-beta-N-acetylglucosaminyltransferase activity. The record is from RefSeq and is a predicted model, not a curated record. The transcript is spliced from 10 exons. Lineage: Eukaryota; Metazoa; Chordata; Actinopteri; Siluriformes; Ictaluridae. Gene Ontology annotation, cellular component: Golgi apparatus. Bases 1 to 1485 code for a protein of 494 amino acids. Gene Ontology annotation, biological process: protein N-linked glycosylation.